Mauremys reevesii (Reeves's turtle) is the source of this 1954-nucleotide messenger RNA. It is a transcript of the gene TFDP2, whose product is annotated as transcription factor Dp-2. Gene Ontology annotation, molecular function: DNA-binding transcription factor activity, RNA polymerase II-specific; RNA polymerase II transcription regulatory region sequence-specific DNA binding. The coding region runs from base 473 to 1813 and encodes 446 amino acids. The transcript is spliced from 14 exons. NCBI's taxonomy places the organism in Eukaryota, Metazoa, Chordata, Testudines, Geoemydidae. The record is from RefSeq and is a predicted model, not a curated record. Gene Ontology annotation, biological process: regulation of transcription by RNA polymerase II; regulation of cell cycle. Gene Ontology annotation, cellular component: nucleus; transcription regulator complex.
UCUUGGAUUCUGAUGUUGUCUCAAAAAAAAAAUCUGUUAUGGAUCUGAGAUCGGAUCUGCAAUCAGAAAAGGAUCAGAACAACCUAAGGAGCCACUUAAGUUUCAACCACUUAGGCAUCAACAGCCUGCUUCCUCUCAGACCCAGCAGAAGAAAGUCAUUUCAAUCUCAAAGUCAAAGUACUCUUCAGCUUCUAUAUCUUCGUUGAAUUGGAGAGCUCAGAUUUGACAUGAGACUCAAGUGUGGCCAAUCAGUGGGCAUUAGUUUUUCCUACCCUUUUCUUUGAAGAUAGUCUGACUCAUUUUGCAAGCCAUUGGAAUCUGAUAACAUCCAACAAAUUGGUAUUCUCCAAAUGAUUCAAUGAGUGGGAAUAUUCAGAGGCCACUCGAAGAAGAAGAAAAAAAAGGAUGUACAUUUUGGAGAUGAAAAAGGAUAACUUAUGGUUUUACAGAAUAUAAAGAAAUACUGUCUGACAUGAUGGCAAAAAAUAUUGGUGUCACUUCCACAUAUGGAGACCUGAAAGGAUUUAUAGAUCAGAACCGGAGUCCAUCAAAAGGUAACAUUUCAGUAAUUGCAUUACCAGUUUCCGGCACCAAUUCCCCAGCUAAGAUUUUGCCAAAAACCUUAGGACCAAUAAACGUGAAUGUUGGACCCCAAAUGAUCAUAAGCACACCACAAAGACUGACCAAUUCAGGGAGCGUUCUGAUUGGGAGUCCAUACACCCCAGCACCAGCAAUGGUCACUCAGACGCACAUAACAGAAGCCACUGGCUGGAUUCCACGGGACAGAAAACGGGCUCGGGAAUUUAUAGAAUCAGAUUUUUCAGAAAGUAAAAGAAGCAAAAAAGGAGAUAAAAAUGGAAAGGGUCUGAGGCAUUUUUCAAUGAAAGUAUGUGAAAAAGUCCAGCGUAAAGGAACAACGUCCUACAAUGAAGUAGCUGAUGAACUGGUAUCAGAAUUCACAAAUUCUAAUAGCCAUUUGGCUACAGAUUCGCAGGCUUAUGAUCAGAAGAAUAUUAGGCGGAGAGUUUAUGAUGCCCUCAAUGUGCUGAUGGCAAUGAACAUCAUUUCAAAAGAGAAAAAGGAAAUCAAAUGGAUUGGCCUUCCUACAAACUCAGCUCAAGAAUGUCAAAACCUAGAGAUAGAGAAACAGAGACGACUAGAACGAAUAAAGCAGAAGAGAGCCCAGCUGCAAGAGCUGCUAUUGCAGCAAAUAGCAUUCAAAAAUUUGGUACAAAGAAAUCAGCAAAAUGAACAACAGAAUCAAGGUCCUCCAGCUUUGAACUCUACAAUACAGCUCCCUUUCCUAAUAGUUAACACUAGCAAAAGAACUGUUAUAGACUGCAGCAUAUCAAGUGAUAAAUUUGAAUACCUCUUUAAUUUUGAUAACACGUUCGAGAUUCAUGAUGACAUUGAGGUGCUGAAGCGAAUGGGAAUGUCCUUUGGGCUAGAGGCAGGCAAAUGCUCAGCAGAGGAUCUAAGAACUGCGCAAUCAUUGGUGCCAAAAGCUUUAGAAAGCUAUGUCACAGAUAUGGCUACAGGACUUUCAUGGUUGAACCAGGGGUUACUUAUAAAUUCAGCUCAUUCAGUUUCAACUUUAGAAACAGCUGGCGGUACCUCUAUUUCUAAAUCAAGUGGAAAUCCAGGAUUGUGUCUGGAUGCUGAAGUGGCCUUAGCAACUGGGCAGUUCCUUGCCCCUGGUAGUCAACAGUCCAGCAGUGCAACAUCACGUUAUUCGGAGUCACGAGGAGAAACCCCAUGCUCAUUCAAUGAUGAAGAUGACGACGACGAUGACGAUUCCUCUUCCCCAGAAUGAAGACAGCAGAAAAUAGAAUAUACAAGAUGCUGCUUUUAUGUGUUUUUAGUGUGAGCUCCUGGUUUUCAUGAUGUAACUUCAGUUUCUUGCCUUUGUUUGCACUGUGUUCAGUUAAACUAAAUGGAAACUUGCACGCAUACA